This is a messenger RNA of Arvicola amphibius (Eurasian water vole), 1247 nucleotides long. RefSeq names its product CD40 molecule (gene Cd40). Gene Ontology annotation, molecular function: signaling receptor activity; protein binding; antigen binding. The record is from RefSeq and is a predicted model, not a curated record. The transcript has 9 exons. The coding region runs from base 53 to 925 and encodes 290 amino acids. Gene Ontology annotation, biological process: positive regulation of angiogenesis; CD40 signaling pathway; positive regulation of canonical NF-kappaB signal transduction. Gene Ontology annotation, cellular component: external side of plasma membrane; CD40 receptor complex. NCBI's taxonomy places the organism in Eukaryota, Metazoa, Chordata, Mammalia, Rodentia, Cricetidae.
GUUACUAGGAGGCACCACCCUAAGCUCUGUGAUCUGGCCGCUCGAACCCGCCAUGGUGUCUUUGCCUUGGCAGUGCGUGCUUUGGGGCUGCUUGUUGACAGCGGUCCAUCUAGGACAAUGUGCUACAUGUGGUGACAAACAGUACCUCUUCAAUGACCAGUGCUGUGACUUGUGCCCGCCAGGAAAGAGACUGGAGGAACACUGCUCGCCUCACGUCAAGACCCAGUGCCUCCUGUGUGGCUCAGGAGAAUUCAUGGACAAGUGGAACAAAGAGACACGGUGUUACCAGCAUACGCACUGUGAUUCUAAGGAAGGGCUCCAGGUUGAGAAGGAGGGCACCUCAGAUACAGACACCGUUUGUGCCUGUAAGGAAGGUCAACACUGCACCAGCAAGGAGUGCGCGAGAUGUGUGUCGCACACGUCCUGUGGCCCCGGCUUUGGAGUUAAGCAGAUGGCCACAGGGACAGCUGACACUGUGUGUGAACUCUGCCCAGCUGGCUUCUUCUCCAGUGUGUCAUCAACUUUUGAAAAGUGUCAUCCUUGGACAAGCUGUGAGGCCGAAAAGAUGACGGUUAUACAGGAAGGGACGAAUCAGACUGAUGUUGUCUGUGGUUUGCAGCCCCGGAUGCGAGCCCUACUGGUCAUUCCCAUCGUGAUGGCCAUCCUCAUCACCAUCUUCUUGGUGAUGGCUUUCUGUAUCAAAAAGAGGGUCAAGGAACCAGAGGAUGAUAAGGUCUUAUCCCCUGAUCUUGGACAGCAAGGACCCGUGGAGACGGACUAUUAUCCUGGCCACAACACUGCUGCUCCAGUGCAGGAGACAUUGCAUGGGUGUCAGCCUGUCGCACAGGAGGAUGGCAAGGAGAGCCGCAUCUCAGUGCAGGAGAGACAGCUGACAGGCAGCGUGGACUUGAAGCACCUGGUCUGAGACUCUGGAGCUGGGGCACAAGGACAAGGGCCCAACUCCCAUGACUGUUUGAGAUUUGAAAGGAGCAAAGACACAGCCCAGUGCAGUUAACUGUCAAGCCUGCCCCACUGCCAUCCCAUCCCUCGACUUGCUUCUGAAGAUGGAGGAAAAGCCUGGGCAUCAGGGGUCCACAGGCCAGCAGAUGACAAUGAUAUCCACAGACAAUUGCAGCAGGGCAGGAUCCAGAAAUGUACUAUGCUGACAUUCUUUGUAAGGAGUCAAUGGACACCAGAGUCUAUGGCUCUGUGGCUUGUGUUGUUAGAAGGCACCUGAUUGCCCACCA